AAGCGAAUUUCCCGGAUGGAGUUGUGUCGCCAUAUUUAGAGCAGGGUCGGUCGCCGGUAGGGUACGAGGAUUUAAGCUGCUGUUGCUGCACCAAGUAUCUCAAUCUAAGAUAUUUAUUGACUUUCCUACACCCCUUGCAUCCGUCUGCAUAACCAAACAGCGUCUCCUACCUUCACCCUUUCCAUCUCCUCCCGGUCCCCAGUCACCAUGGCAGAUCGAGAGCACUUGGUUUACCAGGCUAAACUAGCAGAACAAGCCGAGAGAUACGAUGAAAUGGUGGAGUCUAUGAAGAACGUUGCCGGAAAGGACACAGAGCUCACAGUAGAGGAGAGAAACCUGUUAUCGGUGGCGUAUAAGAACGUGAUCGGCGCUCGGCGAGCCUCCUGGAGGAUCAUCAGCAGCAUUGAGCAGAAAGAGGAGAGCAAGGGAGGAGAGGGCAAACUCAAAAUGAUCCGAGAAUACAGACAAACGGUUGAGAACGAGCUGAAAUCUAUUUGCAAUGACAUACUGGAUGUACUGGACAAACAUCUCAUUCCUGCAGCCAACACAGGAGAAUCAAAAGUUUUCUACUACAAAAUGAAGGGCGACUACCACAGGUAUCUAGCAGAGUUUGCCACGGGUAAUGACAGGAAGGAAGCAGCGGAGAACAGUUUGGUCGCGUAUAAAGCAGCCAGUGACAUCGCCAUGAUUGAGCUCCCGCCCACACAUCCCAUCCGACUUGGACUCGCACUCAACUUCUCUGUCUUUUACUACGAGAUCCUUAAUUCCCCCGACCGCGCCUGCAGGUUGGCGAAGGCAGCGUUUGACGAUGCGAUAGCAGAGCUGGACACACUGAGUGAGGACAGUUACAAGGACUCGACGCUCAUCAUGCAACUGUUACGGGACAACCUGACGCUGUGGACCUCAGACAUACAGGGAGACGAUAUGUGAUGAUAAAACCUGCUUCAUUUCCUCUAAAGCUUUUCUGUGUGAAGAACAAAAUAAAACAGCAGUGCAAGAUGCUGAGGAUGAAAACCAGUGAGAUGUGAUCGCCAACAUGCUAAACCCCCCUCUCUCUCACUUUGUCUGUCUGAUGCUCUCUCUCUCUUUCUCUUUCUCUUAUUGCAUCCCUGUCCCUCAGGGAAGCUCAUGUGUCAUAGAGAAGAGUUCAGAUGAUGAAUGCUGGUUCUGUCCAUCCCUGUCUAUCACUUAAUCUGUCUGUCUGUCUUCUGCUUCUUGUUUCAUACCUUUGCUCUUACCUAUCUGACCAUCUACACUAGUUUGGAAUAAAUAAGACUUUCAAUGUUUUUGAAAGAAGACUCUUCUGCUCACCAAGGCUACAUUUAUUUGAUCAAAAAUACAGUAAAAUUGUGAAAUAUUAUUACAGUUUAAAAUAAAUGGUUUCUAUUAUAAUAUGUUUUAAAAUAUAAUUUAUUUUUGUGACAAAAAGUUGAGUUUUCCGAAUUGUUAGUCCAGGCUUCAGUGUCGCAUGAUCCUUCAGAAAUCAUUUUAAUAUGCUGAUUUGCUCAGUUUGUGGUGCUCAAGAAUGCAUUACAUUGCUCAAAAGUGACUGUACCUGAAUUUAUAAUCUUAUAAAAGACCCCCCCUCCCCACAUAAAUGCUGUUCUUUUUAACUUUCUAUUAAUCAAAGAAUUUAGGAGAAAAAAAAUCAGUUUGCACAAAAAUAUUAAGUAAUAACUGAGCACCAGUAAUAUCUCACCAGUAGUAGCAAAUCAGCAUAUUAGAAUGAUUUCUGAAGGAUCAUGUGACACUGAAGACUGGAGUUACAGGAAUACAGGAAUAAAAAGUUAUUUUAUAUUGUGAUGAUUCACAAUCUUACUGUUUUUGCUAGAUUUCUGAUCAAAAAACACAGCCUUGGUAAGCAUGAGAGACUUCUUGUGCAAACAAUCCCAAUUAUUUCAAACCUUCAACUGGUAGUGUAUAUUUUUAGGGGGUUUUGGGGUUUUAUUUUUUAAUCUUAAGUGUUUUUUAAUUAACUAUUCACUUACAGGGGUUGGACAAUGAAACUGAAACACUGGCCAAUAUAGUGUUGGAGGUUUCAUGGAUAUGUUUGCACAGCCUGGUGGCCUAUCUUCACUGAUUGCACACUGCACCAGUAAGAGCAGAGAGUGAAGGUUGACUAUGUGCACCCAAUGGAUCAAACAUUGUACCCUGAAAGUAGUGCCUUGUAUCAGGAUGAUAAUGCACCAAUACACACAACAAGGCUGGUGACAGAGUGGUUUGAUGAACAUGAAAGUGAAGAUGAACAUCUCCCAUGGCCUGCACAGUCACCAGAUCUGAAUAUUAUUGAGGGAUGUUUUGGAAGAGCGAGUUAGGAAAAGUUUUCCUACGCCAGCAUCACGUAGUGACCUGGCCACUUUUUUUUUUUUUUUUUUUUUUUUUUUGCAAGAGGAGAAUAGCUUAAAAUCCUUCUGGCUACUGUGCAGGACUUAUAUUUGUCAUUCCCAGGAUGAAAUGAUGCUGCAUUGGGCACAAAAAGGCUCAACAACGUACUAAUUGUUUUUAAAAAAACAGGUGUUUCAGUUUUAUUGUCCAACCCCUGUAGAUCUUAUAUGAUUAUAUGAGGCCAGAAUGGAGAGUUUCCUCUGUAAGGUUUUACUACCUGUUGCAAGAUCCUUGAGAAUCACAUUUUUAUUACAUAAGUUUGCAUUUGCGUAUUUGUUUAUCAGUGUUGUUCUGACAGUUGUUGAGCUCAGUGGUCAUUAUUGGAGGCGUUUAUUUGUAUUUUCUUGAGGAGUGGAAACUCAAACUGUUUAUCAUCCAUUCAGAAAACAUUUCCUCAAAAGUAAAGUUGUUUUUUUUUUUUUUUUUGUUUUUUUUGUUAUCAGGUUCUUUGACUGUGGUAUGGUGUGAUGUGGUCUGUGACAGUGGGUCAAAAACUAUAAUGCUUUGCAGGCUUUUAGGAAAUGAAUGCAACCCUCGCCUCACCGUUACUCAAAGGCUGCUGCUGCAGAAAUAUUGCUAUAGAGCCAUAAAUAGGAUGGCUUUUUGUGUUUUAAGGAAGGAGAAACAUUUCUCAAGAUCAGAUGCAAAACAAGCAAGAUGCAUUAGUUUUCCUUCAGUUGAAUAUGAAGUGAAACUGUAGUUAGGGAUUUUGGUGGCACUUCACUAUAAGGUUUUAUUUGUUAACAUUAGUUAACAUUAGUCAACAAUGAACAACACUUAAACAGCAUUCAUUAACCGUAGUUCAUUUUUAACACUUACUAAUACAUUUUUAAAAUCAAAAGCUAUAGUUAAUGCGUUUGAAUUAACAUGAACAAUCAUUUAAUUAAUGCUAUAAAAAUUGAUUACACUAUUUUAAGGUGUCCUUAUUACAUUAUUAUGCAAUCAAGUACUGUGUAAUAUUAAUUAACCUGUAUUUACUAUAGAAUUUAAGAUUAGUUGCUUGUAAUUUGCACAAUACUGUUAUUGCUACAGUAAGUACAGUAAUGUGCAACAAGGACAUUGUAAAAGUAAGCAAGUUACCAAAUACUCUGCUAAUUGCUGGUUCAUGUUAGUUAAUGCAUUAACUAAUGUUAACAAAUGAGACUUGUGUUCCAGUGUUGCCAGGAUUUCUGUGUCUACUCUAGGUCUGACUCUUUCUCUCUUCUGUCUGCAUCCUCAUGUAUUUCUUCUGUUUCUUCAGUACAUGUAACUUGAAUCUGAUUUGUACUACUGUUUAUUCUGCCUGAAGCCAACAAGCACCCGUCUACUCAUGGAGACACAGCAUGGGAUUGACUCAACCUUCCAGAUAAACCAAGACUAAAUAAAUCAACUAAUAAAACA
Labeo rohita (rohu) is the source of this 3765-nucleotide messenger RNA. RefSeq names its product tyrosine 3-monooxygenase/tryptophan 5-monooxygenase activation protein, epsilon polypeptide 2 (gene ywhae2). The transcript has 7 exons. The record is from RefSeq and is a predicted model, not a curated record. Bases 208 to 930 code for a protein of 240 amino acids. Gene Ontology annotation, biological process: signal transduction. Lineage: Eukaryota; Metazoa; Chordata; Actinopteri; Cypriniformes; Cyprinidae. Gene Ontology annotation, cellular component: cytoplasm.